AUGUCGUCAACUGUCAGCAGCGAGGCUGUUCGCGAAAGUAAAGUCUCGAAAGAAUAUGGAUCGGAACAGAUUCAGGUAUUGGAAGGUUUAGAUCCUGUAAGGAAACGACCUGGAAUGUACAUAGGAAGCACUGGGUCCCGUGGUCUUCAUCAUCUGGUUUAUGAAAUCCUGGAUAAUGCCAUUGAUGAGGCACAAGCAGGAUUUGCUUCAAAAAUUGAUGUUAUUCUACUUGCAGAUAAUUCAGUUAGCAUCACAGACAAUGGACGUGGAAUCCCAACUGAUUUACAUCCAACAACAAAAAAGUCUGCUUUGGAGACUGUGUUAACUGUUUUGCAUGCAGGUGGGAAGUUUGGUGGUUCGAGUAGUGGUUACAGUGUUUCGGGUGGUCUACAUGGUGUGGGUUUAUCAGUUGUUAAUGCGCUGUCUGAGGCCCUUGAAGUUACUGUGUGGCGCGAUGGUAAGGAGUACAAGCAGAAAUAUUCCCGUGGAAGGCCUGUGACAAAGUUAGUCUCUAAUGAGCUUCCAGCUGAUACGAGAGACCGUCAAGGGACUCGCAUACAUUUUUGGCCUGACAAAGAAGUAUUCACGACUGCUAUUGAGUAUGACUACACCACAAUUUCCGCAAGAAUCAGGGAGCUUGCUUUCCUCAAUCCUCAGGUCACAAUUGCUCUUGAGAAGGAGGACACAGACCCAGAGAAGAGGCUGCAUAAUGAGUAUAGCUAUGCUGGAGGAUUAGUAGAGUGUGCAGAUGCAUAUUCAGAUACUUUAUUAGGAUAUGCCAACAGCAUUAGAACUGUGGAUGGUGGCACUCAUAUUGACGGGGUGAAAGCAUCGUUAACUAGAACGCUCAACAACCUUGGAAAGAAGUCCAAAGUCAUUAAGGAAAAGGAUAUUAGUUUAAGUGGUGAGCACGUGAGAGAGGGAUUGACUUGUGUCAUCUCUGUCAAAGUUCCAAACCCAGAAUUUGAAGGACAGACAAAGACACGAUUAGGAAAUCCGGAGGUGAGGAAAGUGGUCGAUCAAUCUAUCCAAGAAUAUCUUACUGAGUACCUCGAGUUGCAUCCGGAUGUUCUUGAUGCAAUUCUUUCAAAGUCCCUCAAUGCUCUCAAGGCAGCGCUAGCGGCAAAGAGGGCUAGAGAAUUGGUGAGACAAAAGAGUGUUCUGAAAUCAUCUUCCCUUCCUGGAAAGCUUGCUGAUUGUUCAUCUACAAAUCCUGAAGAAUCUGAGAUAUUCAUAGUUGAGGGAGACUCAGCUGGUGGGAGUGCCAAACAAGGCCGCGAUCGACGGUUUCAGGCCGUGCUUCCUUUAAGGGGUAAAAUUCUGAACAUUGAGAGAAAGGAUGAAGCUGCUAUGUACAAAAACGAAGAGAUUCAAAAUCUUAUUCUUGGUCUUGGACUUGGAGUGAAGGGUGAAGAUUUCAAUAAGGAUUCCCUACGUUAUCACAAAAUCAUAAUAUUAACUGAUGCUGAUGUUGAUGGGGCCCACAUACGAACAUUGUUGUUGACCUUUUUCUUUCGCUACCAGAGAGCUUUGUUCGAUGAAGGGUGUAUCUAUGUUGGGGUCCCACCUCUGUAUAAGGUUGAGACACGCAAGAAAGCAUAUUAUUGUUACGAUGACCAUGAUCUUAAUCGCCAUAUACGUGAACUUUCUCCGAAUUCGUACACUAUUCAGAGGUUUAAAGGCUUGGGAGAGAUGAUGCCUGCACAGCUUUGGGAAACAACCUUGAAUCCCGAGACGAGAUUGCUGAAGCAAUUAAAAGUCGAGGAUGUUGCGGAGGCUAAUGUUGUCUUUUCGUCUCUCAUGGGAUCUCGAGUCGAUACCAGAAAGGAACUUAUUCAGAACUCUGCAAAUCUCGUCAAGAUCGAUCAGCUUGACAUAUGA
Molecule: messenger RNA, 1881 nt
Organism: Striga hermonthica
Lineage: Eukaryota; Viridiplantae; Streptophyta; Magnoliopsida; Lamiales; Orobanchaceae
Source: the annotation of a GenBank genome assembly